This is a messenger RNA of Chrysoperla carnea, 1157 nucleotides long. RefSeq names its product ATP synthase lipid-binding protein, mitochondrial (gene ATPsynC). Gene Ontology annotation, biological process: proton motive force-driven ATP synthesis; proton transmembrane transport. The transcript has 4 exons. The record is from RefSeq and is a predicted model, not a curated record. Bases 188 to 610 code for a protein of 140 amino acids. Lineage: Eukaryota; Metazoa; Arthropoda; Insecta; Neuroptera; Chrysopidae. Gene Ontology annotation, molecular function: proton transmembrane transporter activity.
AUCCCAUAAUGCAACAAACAUUUAUAUCUAUUUUACAUUGGGUUUGUACAUCUCCGUGCAGUUGUUCAUUCGUUGUCGAUACAUUCCAAAGACCGGGUCCAUAUUUCUUGACACUGUUCUUUGGUAAGCCAACAUCUAGAUCGUUUAUCGAAGUUUCAUCGAUUAAAACCACUGCAUCCAAAUCAAAAUGUUCGCCGCCGCUAGAUUGAUUGCUCCAGCUGCCAGAUCCGCUUUGGUAUCUAACUCAAAAUUAUACUUGAGACCAUUAAGUAGUGCAGUGGUAUCAAGUAGUUCAUUGAACAAACAGACAACAGUAGCUGGAGCUCAACCAAUCAGUUUACUUCCCGCAGUUAGGUCUUUCCAAACAACUGCAGUGACUAGAGAUAUCGAUUCUGCAGCCAAAUUCAUUGGUGCUGGCGCUGCUACCGUAGGAGUAGCUGGAUCUGGUGCUGGUAUUGGAACAGUGUUCGGAUCCUUAAUUAUUGGUUAUGCCCGAAACCCAUCAUUAAAACAACAACUUUUCUCAUAUGCAAUUUUAGGAUUCGCCUUGUCUGAGGCUAUGGGUUUGUUCUGUCUUAUGAUGGCCUUCUUAUUGCUCUUCGCUUUCUAAAUAAAUUCACCACGUGUUACUGCCAGAAAUAAACAUCUCCAUGGACAUUUUUUUAAAAAUUCAUCCAAAUUUUCAUGGUUAAUAAAUUUGCAUUUCCUCUCAUAUGUUUCAUGAAUUUAUUUGAUCUCACACACAACUCACACAAUGCUGAGAUCAAAUGAAUAUUUUCAAUGAAAAUCUCGUACUAAAUUUUGAAACGUGUGUUGGUGAUGCAUGUAGUGAAAAUCAAUUAAAAAAAUUUUACUUUAAUUCUGGUGAAUAUUAUUUUACCAAUUCUGUAGUUCCAUAUUAUUAAAUUUAAAAAAAAAAUUAUUUAAGAACUUCACAUUUGAAAACUAAAAUAUCGUCAAGUGAAUCUAGUGAUUUCGGAUGCGAAUUAUUAAAUAACUACAUUACAACUUUUGUUUGUAAUUUGUUAUUUAUUUUAAAGUUAUAAUUUUAUUCAUUUUGUCCACAAAAAUAACACAUGUACUUUUUAUUUGAAAUGUUGGGGCAUAUUACAUUUGUACAGCGUUAUAGAAUGAAAUAAAAAAAAUAAUUAAGCCGA